AUGAAGAGUCUCACGUUAGCUUUCAUUGCGAUCUGCAUGAUCGCCGUGCUGGUGCACUCGGCGGAAGGAAAUGAUCAUCGCGGUCGCCAGGGCGUAGAUGGAGUCCGUGCCAGGUCUCGUGGCUUCAACACCGAAGGUGGAGCUCCUCCGAGGGGCCCCCCUGGACACCCACCACCACCACCCGGCGCACCUGGCGCACCCGGUCAGCCCGGACAGCCCGGACAGCCGGGCCAGCCUCCAGCCAUGGCUCAGAGACCCGGAGGAGCAUCGGCAUCUGGAGAAAACAGCUCCGCAUAA
Molecule: messenger RNA, 297 nt
Organism: Phlebotomus argentipes
Lineage: Eukaryota; Metazoa; Arthropoda; Insecta; Diptera; Psychodidae
Product: putative cuticle collagen 80
Exons: 2
Coding region: 1-297 (98 amino acids)
Source: RefSeq, a predicted model, not a curated record